Messenger RNA from Apis cerana (Asiatic honeybee), 2259 nucleotides. It is a transcript of the gene d4, whose product is annotated as double PHD fingers d4. Gene Ontology annotation, cellular component: nBAF complex. The record is from RefSeq and is a predicted model, not a curated record. Gene Ontology annotation, biological process: nervous system development. Lineage: Eukaryota; Metazoa; Arthropoda; Insecta; Hymenoptera; Apidae.
AGAAAAAAUAAAUAAUAAGAAAAAAAAAUAGAAAGAAAGUCAUGUCUUAAUUAUUUUUGUAAAAUAUCUCUAGAUUGAAGAGGUAAGAGACUUCUUGUUCCAUUUGUAUUUUUUUCUUAUUAUUUGUUCUUAUUUAAAAGUAUGUGAUAUCAAUAUUAAAGCCAUUUCUUAAGCAUAAUUUUAUACAAAAAAUAAAAACAAGAAGAAUAAAUAGUGCAAGAAGAAUAGAGUUAAAAUCAUGAUUAAAACGAAUGCGCAUGCCUGAAAAUAUGGAGCUCUGCUUCCGGUAAGAACGGUAAGCUGCAAGUAGAAUUUGCGAGCGUAUGUUUGGUUGUUAUAAGAUGACAGCCAUUACUAUUUCACCGGCUGCACAAGGAAUUAUUCAAGUUGUAAAUGAAAGUAAUUUAUGUAAAAUUGAAAGCUUCCUCAAUGACACGGCAUAUAGAGAAGCCAUUGAAAAUUCCUCAAACUAUAAUAGCCGAUUAUGCAGAGAACGACGUUUACGUAUGCCUUUCCUCGAUUCUCAAACAGGUAGUGUAGCACAAAAUCACUCUGCAUUAUUUAUGUCUUCAAGAGAAAGGUUACCUGGUUUAUUACAUGGUCAAAUAUAUACAUAUCCUAGCAAAAGAUGGAGGAAAAAACGGCGACAAUAUUUAAUGCAUUAUUUGCAUCCAAAAAGAGGACCAAGAGGAGAUACUGAAGAUGGCAAUGAAGGUGUAGAAACUGUUACACAUGUAAAUGAUGAUAGUAAAGAUUCAGUGGCUCUCAAAGAUGAACAUAGUAAAGAUGCAUGGUACUAUGAUGAGCAAGAUAUGUUAGAUAUGGAUACAUAUGAAGAACCUGAUGCUGAAAGUGAUUAUGAUUAUGAAGAAAGUUAUAGCAGUAAAAGAAAAAGAAGAAAACCACGUGGAGGUGGUCAUCAUCCUGCACGAAAUCAUCCCUCUUCCACAGAUAGCCCUGGGGGUAAACGUACUAAGGGUGGGGGACGCGGGCGCAAAAAAACCAACUAUGAUGCUGUUGACACUGAUAAGCCAUUCGUUUGUGACCUAUGCAGCGCACGGUAUAAAACCAGACCUGGUCUGGUCUACCAUUACGGUCAUUCCCACUCUACUUCCUCCGGUGAUCCUGCUAAGGAACUAAGUCCCAGUCCUGCCGAAGUUGAACCUAGGAGCGUUGCAGACACCGCUGCUUCGAACCAGCCAGGUGGUACACGUCGGGGUCGUCAGAAUGCAACUUCGUCGAGUACGUCGAGUCCCUCUCCCGCAGCGCCCUCUGCGACCGCUGCGGGAGCAUCGGUCCAGCCACAGCCGCAAUCACAACCGGCGCAGCCUCCAUCGCAGCAGUCGCAGCAGCAACAACAGCAGCAACCGUCGCAACAGUCGCAGCAACCGUCGCAGCAGCAGCAACUGCCCGCGGUACCACCGACGGUAGCACCAGCUUCACCUACGAUACCGGUCGUGAAGGAAGAACAUCUACCAGCUGUGCCUUCUCCAGGGACGGCAGUCCCCUCGCCUUCUUCCGUGAGAGCGGAGGGCCCACCGACGCCAGGGACAAAUGAAAAAAAAGCUGGAAAGUCCGCGCAACCGUCCCCAUACUGCGACUUCUGUUUGGGCGAUGCUAGGGAAAAUAAAAAGACCGGCGGUUCCGAGGAGUUGGUCUCUUGCAGUGAUUGCGGUCGCUCAGCGGAGGUCGUCGUUGUCGUCAUUCGCGUAUUAAGUCAUCAAAUUCAAUCCCCACUUCUGAAUGGUACUGCAAUCCGCGUGUUCAUUUUUCAUAAUAAGUAGCUGGUUUCUAACGCUAAAGUUAUAUUAUUAUCAUAGAUUUAUGAUAAUCGAUGCAAGCGAGUUGUAACGUAUGCACGUGUACUCGAUACUUUCCCUUGUUACCUUACGUCUGACAUAUAAACAAGCGCAGCGGGUAGAUGGCUAAUUUCACGAUGCGUCUGAUUAACCGACCGAAAAUGCACAGCGCAAAAAUACAUGCAGGAAUUCCCUAGGAUUAUCAUCUGUGAAUGUUAUACGCAGUUUUUUCUAUUCUGCUGCAGCAUUGUUGAUGGCAGUUUCUCGAUUUUUACCAAAAAAUUAGAAAAAAAAAAAAACGGGAAAAAGAUAGGAAAAAAUAGAAGAAAGACAAAUAUAUAAAAAGAAAAAAUGAAGAGGAAAAAUAAGAUAUGUUAUAAUGGCGAGAGGUCUUUUAGGUUAACUUUAUAAUUUACAAUUAGUAGCGCUGACGAGAAAAAUAAAUCCGAAGAUGAAUCAC